AUGGGAAACAAUCCCUCAACGGCAAACCAGCCGCAAAAUAAAAGAGUGGGCCAGCUGGCAGAGGAGUUUCGGGGCCGUCAAGAUUCCAUCACAUCGCAGCUUUUUCCCAGUAGAAGCGCAGGACGACAUCCAGAAUCAGAAAGAAAGGCUGGGUGGACUAGUCGGGUUUUGCCGGGCUCAAAAAACGCAGCAAGAUCGACUUCGUCUGGCCAACAGCACGUUGUGAACUCCCCGUUCCGCAAAAACUACUCCAUGGACAUGAAACAGGAUUCCCCAGCGCCAUUCGCUCUGAAAAAAACCCCCGUGGCCAACCCUGCGCCGCCUAUGUGCAUUAUUGCCAACGCCAGCGCUGACGAGUCGUCGUCAUCGUCGCUCAGGGACCACUUGGCCGAGCUCUCGUUGCAGAAUUCAGAAACGCAGCCAACUUCUGUAACUGCGACGUCGAGUGCUGCAGGCACAGCACCUGCUCUUCGAAGCCCGGGACCUGCUACCCCAGUGGUCAAAUCCACUAAAGAAGAUGCUCUGUCAGAUCAUCUUUCCAGCACUACGUCAUUAAAAAGGCUUUUAGUCGAAGGCAGGAUUGGAGAGUCCAUGCAUCUUCCUUCUUCAUCCAUCGAUAUUCCAAGGCGAUCCAGCACGGCGAUUUCAGACGCUUACAUGUCUGACGAUGAGGGAGAUGAUGAAGAGUCCCUGUUACAAGGUGCAAACGAUGUACUUAUCAAUAACUCCAUGUUAGAAAAUGCCAUGAAGAGGAAAAGAAGUACCACCAAGAAAAGCGGCACCAUAGGAAUGUCUCUCAGUUCUCGAGACACACUGCACCAUCCUGGCCAGAAAAAGUUAAAACCGCUCAGCUCUGGCAGCGAAAGAACCAAGCUGCCCGAUUUCAAAGUCAUGCAUGCACGGCCUAUGGAGGGAGAAAUUAGCUGCGAUUCAUUUUCAAUGCCUCGGCUUGUGCAAAACAACCUUGAUCGUAUUGAUUCCUUCGAAAAGGGAACCGCAGAGCACUUUGAAGGCACUCGCAGUACGAAUAGUUCACAAAGCGUCACCUCCUCAGAGGAGCAGGUCUCAGACGAGCAAAAUGAGACUAUCGAAACCCAUGUGUUGGUUAAGUGGAAGGACAACAUCGUGGAUCCCAAGACAUGCAAAAUGUCGAUAGUAAGUAGGGACAUCAUGUCUGUCUUGGGUCCGCAUAAUAAAUCCAAGAAAAUACCUAUGACGUUUGACACAGAGUCCAAAUGCUGGGUAGCUCCAAAUCUUUUUCUUCCACCUGGCAUUUACAAAUUUCAGUUCUUGAUUAAUGGCGAAUUGCGACACUCUGAUUUCCUCCCUACUGCAACUGAUUCUUUUGGCAGUUGUGUCAAUUGGUUCGAAGUUGUUUCAGGGCAUGAAGUCAUAGAACCCUCAAGAGAUGUUCUUUCGGCCACAGACGCUCAGCUUGACGACAAGGAAAAUGACGCACAAGCUGUAGCGUUUCCAAAACCACCUUUGAAAUCAGACUCUUCUUCUUCUGAUUACAGGGGUUCUAAUCGGCAUGUUGAGGGGACAAGCACUCCAUUCUCGGACUACACAGGACUUUUCAGUAGAUCUGAUUCCUUCAAACCUCAGCUCAAUCAGAGGCACACAAGUAGCCUUGACUUGCUUGCUCCACCGCAGCGCAAAAAACACGAGUACUCCGAUGAGAUUCCAGAACUCUAUAAAACAAACUUUGAGGAAGACCCUGAUUUGCCUCCGUACGAACCGCACCAAAAUCUGUCUGAAGGUGAGACGGAUCGCCCAAGCUUCUUACAUCGCGUUCAGGAUUGUAAUCAAGAUAUGCUAUUUGCAGAUCUACAACAGGGUGGAAAACUGGACUCACAGGCAGCGGAAAACGCUUUCUUGCAACAAUAUCCAACUCCGGACCUUCCUGUUUACUUGGACUCUUCAUUUUUGAAUGCAGUGUUUAGCCGCUUUCAAAAGAAGAAUGAAUCCAACAGCAGAGUGAAUCACAUAGUUCCUCACGUCAACCUCAACCACCUGUUGACUAGCAGCAUAAGAGACGAGAUAAUAAGCGUGGGGUGUACGACACGGUAUGAGGGCAAGUUCAUUACUCAAAUCAUCUAUACGCCCUGUUAUUAUGGUAACAAAAAAAAGUGA
This is a messenger RNA of Lachancea meyersii CBS 8951, 2133 nucleotides long. NCBI's taxonomy places the organism in Eukaryota, Fungi, Ascomycota, Saccharomycetes, Saccharomycetales, Saccharomycetaceae. The record is from the annotation of a GenBank genome assembly.